Molecule: messenger RNA, 645 nt
Organism: Penicillium canariense
Lineage: Eukaryota; Fungi; Ascomycota; Eurotiomycetes; Eurotiales; Aspergillaceae
Exons: 4
Coding region: 1-645 (214 amino acids)
Source: RefSeq, a predicted model, not a curated record
AUGGAUUUCCACCUGGUGCCGAGGGGCACUGACAACAACUAUACGGGCUUCCUGACCAAGACGAUCGUCUACAUCGGCACGCUGGUGCUGUUUCUAGCUUCGUUUGCUUUGACGCUCUCGUCCAUUGUGAUCCCCAGGUGGGUCAGCUAUCAUAGCGAAAAGCCCUCCCACCAUUACUCCUACGGCCUCCAUCAACGCUGCUCCUCGCUCACCGACACUUGUGAGAGCUUCCCGCAGCGCGAAGACUGCCAUGGCGACGACCGGUACUUCUGCUCCAUGUGGCGCUCCGUCGGAUUCCUGAUGUCCUUUGCCGUGGUGCUAGAGGGUAUGAGCAUUGUCGCCUACCUCAUCAUUCUUGGGGGUGGGAAGCGGCUACGUGAAAAUGGGUGGCGGACUCUCAGUCUGCUAAUUACUUUGUCGGCCAUUGUGCAGGCCGCAGGCAUGUCGAUUGUGGCCUAUCUGUUCGACAAUGAGGACCGCUUCUUCGUUGGCUGGCACCUGGACCAGUCCUGGAUCCUUUGCACUGUCAGCUGGUGCUUCAGUCUUAUCUGCGCAGGCGUGAUCGUCAUCGCUGCUCAGAUUUUACCUUCUGAGGGGGGCUAUGAGCUGAUCCCGGACCAUGAUACGCUUAGGGUGGUAUCUUAA